Molecule: messenger RNA, 3679 nt
Organism: Poeciliopsis prolifica (blackstripe livebearer)
Lineage: Eukaryota; Metazoa; Chordata; Actinopteri; Cyprinodontiformes; Poeciliidae
Product: atrial natriuretic peptide receptor 2-like
Biological process (GO): cGMP biosynthetic process; intracellular signal transduction; protein phosphorylation
Cellular component (GO): membrane
Molecular function (GO): guanylate cyclase activity; ATP binding; peptide hormone binding
Source: RefSeq, a predicted model, not a curated record
CCGUCACUGUGGGGUCCGCGCUGCGCUGCGCUGGGAAAUACUACAGCUUCACUCACCGUGGAUUUACGCAGCGGGGACGCAUGGCACAGCCGCGCUCACGCCACCGGGCGACGACUUUACUGAGUUGGUGCCACUUGUGAAGGCGCGCGCGGGUCGAGUUCGGGGUCUUUAUGGUGCGGGGUGACUGAGGGGAACCUCUCCAAGCUGUGCGCACUGAGAUGGGGCGCAGAGCCGCGACGGGCUGCUGCCUGCUGGCCGCGCUCUGCCUCCUCCGCGGCUGCUGGAGCGACAUCACGGUGGCGGUGAUGCUGCCGGACAACUACAGCAUGUACGCGUGGGCUCUGCCGCGCGUGCUGCCGGCCAUCCUCAUGGCGAAGGAGGAUCUGCACGGGAAGCACAACCUGCUGCUCGGCCACGACAUCAACAUCCUGAACUACAGCACGCAGGACCCCGCCGCGGGCUCGUGCGCAGAGAGCCGCGCGCAGGUGCUGGCCGUGGACGCGAAGCUCUACGUGCGCCCGGACGUCUUCUUCGGACCCGGAUGCGUGUACCCGCUGGCCUCCGUGGCGCGGUUCGCGUCCCACUGGAAGCUGCCGCUGAUCACCGCGGGCGGCCCCGCGUACGGGUUCGACGCGCGGGAGGAGUACCGGACCAUCGUGCGCAGCGGGCCUACCACCACCAAGAUCGGGGACUUCAUCAACGCGCUGCACACGCAGUUCAACUGGACGACGCGCGCCGUGGUGAUCUUCUACGACCAGCGGCAGGACGACCGGCCGCACUACUUCCUGUCCGAGGGGAUCUACCUGAACCUGAAGCAUGAGAUCAACGUGACGGUGGAGGCGCGGCCGUACCAGAAGGAGCAGGACCACAAGGAGCUGGUCGGCUUCAUGAAGGAGAGCGGCCGGAUUAUCUACAUCUGCGGGCCGCUGGAGUCCUUCAUGAGCAUCAUGAAGCUGUUCCAGGAAGACACUCCAGAAGGAGAAGACAUCCAGACAGAACUACGCCAUCGUCUGGACGACUUCGGACCCGACCGCAAGCCGUGGCAGAAGGCGAACUUUGACUGGGCCAAUGCCGUCAAGGUCUUCAAGUCCGUUUUCAUCAUCACGUACCACAACCCAGAGAAUCCAGAAUACCUGGACUUCCAGAGGAGGCUCCAUGCCAGAGCUCAGAGGGAUUUUGGUGUUCAUUUGGAGCCAUCAUUAAUGGACUACAUCGCUGGCAGUUUCUAUGACUUUCUGCUGUACGCCAUGGCGCUGGAGGACACGCUGGCGGAUGGCGGCGCGCAGAACGACGGCAUCAACAUCACGAUGAGGACGCAGAACCGCCGAUUCUGGGGAAUCACCGGACUCGUGACCAUAGACGACAAAAAUGCGAGAAACAUAGAUGUGGACCUUUGGUCGAUGACCAACCAGGAGACGGGAGAGUUUGGGGUCGUGGCGUACUUCAACGGAAGCAGCAAAGAAAUAAUUUGGUCGCAGACGGAGAAGAUCCACUGGCCCUGCGGUGGACCGCCGCUGGACAAUCCGCCGUGUGUGUUUUCCACAGACGACCCUUCCUGCAACGAUGGUCAGCUCCCCGUUCUGGGCAUCGUCGCUGUCGGUUCUGGAUUAGCGCUCAUCAUCUUCGGGAUCUCCAGUUUUCUCAUUUACAGGAAACUGAAGCUGGAGAAGGAGCUGGCUGGAAUGCUGUGGAGGAUUCGGUGGGAGGAUCUUCAGUUCGAAAGCCCCAAUAAAUACCACAAACGAGCCGGCAGCAGGUUGACUCUCUCACAGAGAGGAUCCAGCUACGGCUCCCUGAUAACUGCCCAUGGAAAAUAUCAGCUAUUUGCAAAAACCGUCUAUUUUAAGGGAAACCUGGUGGCCAUUAAACACGUCAACAAGAAGAGGAUAGAGCUGACCAGACAGUUAAUGGAGCUGAAACAUAUGAGAGACGUUCAGUUCAACCAUCUGACCAGGUUCAUUGGUGCCUGCAUCGACCCGCCCAACAUCUGCAUCAUCACCGAGUAUUGCCCCAGAGGAAGCCUGCAGGACAUUUUGGAGAACGAGAGCAUAAACCUGGACUGGAUGUUCCGCUACUCGCUGAUCAAUGACAUCGUGAAGGGAAUGAACUAUCUCCAAAACAGCUACUUUGGCUGCCACGGAAAUCUGAAGUCAUCUAAUUGUGUGGUGGACAGCCGAUUUGUUUUGAAAAUCACAGAUUACGGUUUGGCCAGCUUCCGCUCGUCUUGCGAGAACGACGAUUCGCAUGCCCUAUAUGCAAAGAAGCUGUGGACGGCUCCAGAGCUGCUCAUAUACGACCGGCACCCUCCGCAGGGGACCCAGAAGGGCGAUGUGUACAGUUUUGGCAUCAUACUGCAGGAAAUAGCUCUGAGGAAUGGACCUUUCUAUGUGGAAGGCAUGGACCUCAGCCCUAAAGAGAUCAUACAGAAGGUGAGAAACGGCCAGAAGCCGUACUUCCGGCCAACGACGGACAACAGAUGCCACCCGGAGGAGCUGACCAUCCUGAUGGAGGGCUGCUGGGCCGAAGACCCGACAGAGAGGCCGGACUUCGGCCACAUCAAGAUCUACAUGGCAAAACUCAACAAGGAGGGCAGCACCAGCAUCCUUAACAACCUGCUGUCCAGGAUGGAGCAAUACGCCAACAACCUGGAGAACCUGGUGGAGGAGCGGACGCAGGCCUACCUGGAGGAGAAGCGGAAAGCCGAAAACCUCCUCUACCAAAUCCUCCCACACUCGGUGGCGGAGCAGCUAAAGCGCGGCGAGACAGUUCAGGCGGAGGCCUUCGACAGCGUCACCAUCUACUUCAGCGACAUCGUCGGUUUCACCUCUCUGUCUGCGGAGAGCACGCCGCUGCAGGUUGUCACGUUGCUCAACGAUCUGUACACCUGCUUCGACGCCAUAAUCGAUAACUUUGAUGUCUACAAGGUGGAGACCAUCGGAGACGCCUACAUGGUGGUGUCGGGGCUGCCGGUCCGGAACGGGAAGCUCCACGCCAGAGAGGUGGCUAGCAUGUCGCUAGCGCUGCUGGAGCAGGUCAGAACCUUCAAGAUCCGGCACCGACCCAACGACCAGCUCCGGCUGAGGAUAGGCAUUCACACCGGUCCGGUGUGCGCUGGUGUUGUGGGGCUGAAGAUGCCGCGGUACUGCCUGUUCGGAGACACCGUCAACACGGCGUCCCGCAUGGAGUCCAACGGAGAGGCCUUAAAGAUCCACGUUUCCUCCGACAAAGAAGUGCUGGAUGAGUUUGGUUACUUUGACCUUCAGCUGCGAGGAGACGUAGAAAUGAAGGGAAAAGGUAAAAUGAGAACAUAUUGGCUUCUUGGGGAGAAGACGGAUGUGUACGUAAUCUGAGAGGCCUGCUGACGGCGGCGCGGCUACUUUAUUUGUUCUAGAAUAAGUCCUUAACUGUGAUUUCCAGCGAAAACAGACAGAAACAAGAGGGAAUCCCAGGUAUAUUUAUUACCUGCUUAACUAAAUAAAAACAAUAAAUCAGAGAGAAAAGUUGUUUUUGUAUGAAGAGGGUGCUUUUCACAGAUGAAUCCUUAUUUUUUUGUGCUUUCUAUAUUCAGAUUUGUAAUAACGUGUUUGGAAGUCGACAAUGUUUUAAGUAUUUUUGGAAAGAUUUAAAGGCACAGAGAAGCAAUCGUUGCCACUGCAGGGUUUGAUCAACCGUUUAACAC